Messenger RNA from Mytilus californianus (California mussel), 1938 nucleotides. RefSeq names its product galactoside alpha-(1,2)-fucosyltransferase 2-like. Gene Ontology annotation, molecular function: galactoside 2-alpha-L-fucosyltransferase activity. Gene Ontology annotation, biological process: carbohydrate metabolic process. The transcript has 3 exons. Bases 273 to 1226 code for a protein of 317 amino acids. The record is from RefSeq and is a predicted model, not a curated record. Gene Ontology annotation, cellular component: membrane. NCBI's taxonomy places the organism in Eukaryota, Metazoa, Mollusca, Bivalvia, Mytilida, Mytilidae.
CAAAUAAUUUGCAUAUAGUAACAAGGUUGAUGUCACUAGUGAAGCAUAACAAGUAUACCCGGUUUAAAUCCUCAGACUUAACUUAUGUGUAAAUGUUUGAUAAUGUGGCAUGGGAUUAUGUGUCAAUCAAUAAUUAAAACAUGUUGUAUGGUAUGAACAUGCUCACGGUACGGGUUGAUAUUUGCUGGCGAUGAAAAUAUUUACUUGGCGACUAGGAGAGAGAUCAGAAGAACCACCAAAUUAGGUGCCUAUGUGCCAGAAAACCAAGAGAGAUGAGAGUCGUCCAGUUAAGGAAAUUCAAAGGUCUUCGAAGAGUGUUUGUUAUUGUCAUCAUCUGUUUGGUUGCCUUGGUUACCAUGCGCAAAUUUUCAACAAGAAAUAUAACAAUUCAGAAAAAUCCGGUACCUUUUGGCAGGAACGAGAGGAAAAUCACAGUAGGGUUCCAUGGGAGAGCAGGUAAUCAGAUGUUCCAAUACGCUUCACUUAUAGGAAUUGCUAAAAUGAAUAACAUGACCCCGGUUUUACUGGAGAUUACAGAACUAUGGAAUAUGUUUGACUUGCCUAUAAGUACAGCAAACAUGGAUAAAUCAGGGAAAUAUACAGAGGUAAAAGAGGAACAUACUGCAGUGUACGCGCCAAAAUUCGAAAAUAUCAAAAGUCAUACUGAUGUCUAUCUUAAUAGGUAUUUACAAUCUUGGAAGUAUUUUGAAAAUAUCAAGAUGGACUUGAAACAGCGACAUUACAAGAUAAAAAAUGAACUUGUAGAAAAGGCAUUGCCUUACGUUAAAGACAUAAAGAGAAAAGUUUCUAAAGAGGCAGUUUUCGUUGGUGUUCAUGUAAGACGUGGAGAUAUAGUGCACGAAAGAAAACCAGUAGGUCAUAUUCCUGCGCCAAUACCCUAUUUUUAUAGGGCAAUGAACUACUUCCGGAAACGUUAUUCUAACGUUGUUUUUGUCAUGAUUUCUAAUAGUAUGAUGUGGUGUCAAGAUAACUUAGACGAUUCUUCAAAUGUCUACCAUGUCGAGACUGGCGACCCUUACAUAGAUUUUGCCAUUUUACAUAAGAUGGAUCACCUUAUACUUUCGGUGGGAACAUUUGGCUGGUGGGCAGGAUAUUUGUCCCCAGGUACCGUUAUUUUCUAUAAAGGGUACCCUAAAGCAAAUACCACAAUGAGCAUCGAGAUGAAACAGACGGACUUUAUUCCACGACACUGGGUCGGACUUUGAUAAUUUCCAUAUAGGUAGGACAGAGCAAACCUAUCUUCAAAGCCAAAGAUACCAAUUCCAAAUAACUACUAUAAUCUUGGUUAUAAUAUCUCGGCCAACAUGAAUUGACAAAAACAAAUUGUUCCGAGUGCGUGUGUUCAAUGUUUUAGUUAAUACGAUGGAAAGUACACCAGAAAGCGAUGCUAGAAACCGAUGUACAGUGGUCAAAAUCGAGUAGGUUUGCGUGACAUCAGACUUGACAAAAGGGAUGGACGGGUUUGCUAACUGUGAAGUGACAUUAUAAUGCAUUUAAACAAUUCGCAGGAUUGGUUAAGAUACUACAAAUGCAAUUCUGUAUAACAGUAAUCUUCAUUUUUUAAGGAGUUGUUGUGUUUUGCAUUCAUCAAAGCGUCUGAGCAUUCUCUAUACAUAACACAUUGACCAGUAAUCUCGUUAAUAACAUUUAUAAUAUCAGAGGUAACAAUGUUUAUAUGCAGAAGAAUACUUGAUGAUUGUUACAAUAAAUACUCUGUUAUAUUUUAAGAAUAUCUAGAAAUAAUUUUAUUGUUCAUAACAGCAAAUGUGACGAAACACUAAAGUAAUUAUACUUGGACAAUCUUUGUCUGAUGAAAUAUAAUACGAUUUGGGAUUUCUCGUCUAGCGUAAAUUUAUGAAAAAAAAUGUAUUGGAUUUACGACUUUUAAAACCUUUGACAAAAACGGAUAUCACCAUG